GGGGAGCCUGGUCUCUGCGAAGCGGAAGAUGCGUGCUCCCAGAGAAUCGCCGGCUCGGAAUUGCCCCAGAGACGCCAAGCCUGUUUCCACGUCAGAGACAGGGCGACGAUAUGCUGUCCGACGAGGGGAAGCCUCUCAUCCUCGGGCCGGAUCGUGGGAGGGGAAGACACAGAACCAGGGGAAUAUCCCUGGAUGGCUGCUCUUAUAAGAAAAUCUUCCACUCUACGUCCUUUCUGUGGCGGGUCUCUCAUUUCCCCCGGUCAUGUUCUCACUGCUGCUACAUGUGUUCGAGAAGAUCGACAGAACCCGAGUUCCUUUCUGGUCCGAAUCGGAGAGCACAACUUUGCGAAUAUGUCAGAGACAGAGCAUCGAGAUUUCAACGUCGCACGAAUCCACAUUCAUCCCAAUUUCACGGAAAGGAGUUGGGGCUUCUAUAAUGAUCUGGCGAUUCUCGAACUGGAUAAUCCAUCCGAGGAUGACCCUGCGACCGUCUGCCUGCCCAAAAAACCAGGAGAAUUCAAGGGUUGCGGGGCCGUUGUCACUGGUAAGGAAUUCAUAUCCUCAUGCUUUAAUAAUGGCAAGCGGCUAGUCUUCAAUGAAACGGUGGUUUAG
Messenger RNA from Darwinula stevensoni, 612 nucleotides. Lineage: Eukaryota; Metazoa; Arthropoda; Ostracoda; Podocopida; Darwinulidae. The record is from the annotation of a GenBank genome assembly.